Molecule: messenger RNA, 4674 nt
Organism: Amblyraja radiata (thorny skate)
Lineage: Eukaryota; Metazoa; Chordata; Chondrichthyes; Rajiformes; Rajidae
Product: cytosolic 10-formyltetrahydrofolate dehydrogenase-like
Exons: 23
Coding region: 144-2849 (901 amino acids)
Biological process (GO): biosynthetic process; 10-formyltetrahydrofolate catabolic process; one-carbon metabolic process
Cellular component (GO): cytoplasm
Molecular function (GO): oxidoreductase activity, acting on the aldehyde or oxo group of donors, NAD or NADP as acceptor; formyltetrahydrofolate dehydrogenase activity
Source: RefSeq, a predicted model, not a curated record
CCCCCUCUCCCCCCUCCCUCUCUUCCCCUCCCCCCAUCCCUCUCUCUCCGUGCCCUGGGUCGCUGCCAAAUCCAACCCCCUCCUAGCCUCUGCGCCUCACACCGGGACCAGACGGGACGGUGCGCGCUGACUGGUGAGGAAGGAUGAAGCUCGCUGUGAUUGGACAAAGCCAGUUUGGCCUAGAGGUGUACCAGGAACUGAAAAAGGCGGGACACGAGAUAGUUGGAAUAUUCACCAUCCCCGACAAGGAUGGCAAGCAGGAUCCUCUUGCUGCAGAAGGUGCCAGGGACGGGACGCGGGUGUUCAAGUACCCGCGCUGGAGGGUGAAAGGGGAAGCGGUGGCGGAGGUGGUGAGGGAGUAUGCCAGCCUGGGGGCACAGCUCAACGUCCUGCCCUUCUGCUCCCAGUUCAUCCCCAUGGAGGUGAUCGACUUCCCCCAGCACGGCUCCAUCAUCUAUCACCCCUCCCUGCUGCCCAGGCACCGAGGGGCCUCCGCCAUCAACUGGACGCUGAUACACGGGGACACGCGCGGAGGGUUCAGCAUCUUCUGGGCGGACGCUGGCCUGGACACCGGCCCCAUCCUGAUGCAGAGAGAGUGCCCCGUCUUCCCCGACGAUACCAUCAACACCCUCUACAAACGCUUCCUCUACCCCCAGGGGGUCAAAGGCAUGGUGGAGUCGGUGGAGCUCAUCGCCACUGGGAGAGCGCCCAGGGUCCGGCAGCCUGAAGACGGGGCUACGUACGAAUGCAUCCAGAAGAAGGAGAACGCACAGAUCAACUGGGAUCAGCGGGCUGAGGCCAUUCACAACUGGAUCCGAGGCAACGACAUGGUUCCCGGCGCCUGGGCCGAAGUCAACGGCCACAAGCUGACGUUCUUUGGCUCAACCCUGCUGGAGGGAGCUCCCCCCCAGGGCCAGACGCUGGAGAUCCCUGGGGCUAGUAGACCCGCCGUGGUCAGCAAGAACGGCCUGGUCCUCUUUGGCAACGACGGCAACAUGCUGCUGGUGAAAAGCCUGCAGUUUGAAGAUGGGAAAAUGAUCCCUGCAUCCAAGUACUUCUCCUCCGCGGAGUCAUCCUCGCUGGAGCUCACUGAAGACGAGAAGAAAAUCAAAGAGGACGUUCGGGCUGUUUGGAAGGGAAUCCUGUCCAACGUCGCAGAAAUUGUGGAAUCGACCGAUUUCUUCAAGUCUGGCGCUGCGUCGAUGGAUGUGGUCAGGCUUGUGGAGGAGCUGAGGCUGAAGUGGGGGGGUCUGCAGCUGCAGAAUGAAGAUGUCUACAUGGCCACCACGUUUGAGGACUUCAUGCAGAAGGUGGUGAGGAAGCUCCGCGGAGAAGAUGAGCAAGAGGAGCUGCUGAUAGACCACGUUGAAAUGGACAUUAACGGCCGGACCCUGCGCCUGCCUCACCAAACCUUCAUCAACGGCCAGUUCGUGGACGCAGAGGGAGGGGCCUGGUACCACACCAUCAACCCCACCCACGGAACAGUGAUCUGCAAGGUGUCGCUGGCCCAGAUAUCUGAUGUGGACAAGGCCGUGGCCGCAGCGAAGGAAGCCUUUGAGUCCGGCGAGUGGGGCCGGAUGAAUCCCAGGGACCGGGGCCGCCUGCUCUACAGGCUGGCUGAUCUGAUGGAGGAGCACCAGGAGGAGCUGGCCACCAUCGAGGCCAUCGACUCGGGUGCCGUCUACACCCUGGCCCUGAAAACCCACGUGGGCAUGUCCAUCCAGACCUUCCGCUACUUUGCCGGCUGGUGCGACAAGAUCCAGGGCUGCACCAUCCCAAUCAACCAAGCCCGGCCCAAUCGCAACCUGACCUUCACCAAGAGGGAGCCCAUUGGGGUGUGUGGGGUGGUGAUCCCGUGGAACUACCCGCUGAUGAUGUUGGCGUGGAAGGCAGCCGCCUGCCUGGCCGCGGGGAACACUCUGGUGCUCAAACCGGCACAGGUGACGCCCUUGACAGCGUUGAAAUUCGCCGAGCUCACGGUAAAGGCAGGAAUCCCAAAGGGGGUGGUCAACAUUCUCCCGGGAGCCGGUUCCCUCAUCGGGCAGAGAAUAUCGGAGCAUCCAGACGUUCGGAAGUUGGGCUUCACUGGGUCAACCCCGGUUGGGAAGCAGAUCAUGAAGAGCUGUGCAGUCAGCAACGUGAAGAGAGUCUCGCUGGAACUCGGAGGCAAAUCCCCGCUCUUAAUCUUUGCCGACUGUGAUUUGGACAAGGCGGUGCGGAUGGGUAUGGGAGCUGUGUUUUUCAACAAGGGGGAGAACUGUAUAGCAGCUGGCCGGCUCUUUGUGGAAGACUCAAUCCACGACCAGUUCCUGCACAGAGUGGUGGAAGAGGUGAAGAAGAUGAAGAUUGGAGACCCCCUGGACAGGUCCACGGACCACGGGCCCCAGAACCACAAGGCCCACCUGGACAAGCUGAUCCAGUACUGUGCCGCCGGGGUCCACGAGGGAGCCAGGCUGGUGUACGGAGGGAGGCAGGUCCCCCGGCCAGGUUUUUUCUUCGAGCCCACGGUGUUCACGGAUGUGCAGGAUGAAAUGUUCAUCGCUCAGGAGGAAUCCUUCGGGCCCAUCAUGAUCAUCUCCAAGUUUCCCGACGGGGACGUGGAUGGAGUUUUGAAACGCGCCAACAACACAGAGUUCGGCCUGGCCUCGGGCGUGUUCACACGUGACCUGAGCAAGGCGCUGUACGUCAGUGACAAGCUGCAGGCUGGCACUGUCUUCAUCAACACCUACAACAAGACUGAUGUGGCUGCUCCGUUUGGAGGCUUCAAACAGUCGGGCUUCGGCAAGGACCUGGGGCAGGAAGCUUUGAACGAAUAUCUGCGGACCAAAACAGUGACCGUUGAAUACUAGCGGGACGGGGCGAAGGUGGAACAACUGCAGCAACUUCACCCUUGCACGCAGGGAACCAACAAUCAAUGGACAUUUGCGGAUAAUUCAGGACUGAUUCUCCGUCACAAACCCUCUCCCAGAGAUACGUGGACAUCCCAUGGCGGGGCUCAGUGGAUCCGUGAGAGGAGCCAGCCCACGUUCGGUGGGCCGAGUGGCCUCCUCCCUCUUGUUGCAAUCUAGUCAUAGAAAUUUGCUGCCUAAAUAAUUUCCUUCCUGAUUACAAUUGACAAGGAGGCAUCAUCUCUUCGACGCCACAGGGCCCAGCUGGUCACAGACACCUGACCCAAGCUUCCAACCUCAUCAUUAUCCAACAUGGAACAGUCCAGCACAGGAACAGGCCCUUCGGCCCACAAUGUCCGUGCCCAAUAUGAUGCCAAUAAACUAAUCUCCACUGAUCCAUAUCCCUCCAUUCCCUGCAUAUCCAUGUACCGAUCCUAAAGCCUCGAACAUCAUUAUAGUAUCUGCCUCCACCACCACCCGUGGCAGCACGUUCUAGGCCCCCACCACCCUCUGUGUCAAAAGGAAAUCUGCCCCACACAUCACCUUUAAACUUUGACCUCUCACCUUAAAGUUACGCUUUGAAUAUACGUCAGCUACUGGCCCAGUCGACACCGAAAGCACCUCCCUAACUCAAUGCCCCUCCCUCCAAGAUGGACCAAGGCAGCAGGGGAACACCACUAACUGCAGUUCCCCUCCAAGUCACUGGAACGUCGGAGGUUAGGGGGAGAAAUGAUAGGAGGGCUUCAGGACAGCGCAGUGGCACAGCGCUAGAGUUGCUGCCUCACAGCGGCUGAGACUGGGAUUCCAUCCUGACCACUGGUGCUGUCUAUACGGAGUUUGCACGUUCUCCCUGUGACCACAUGGGUUUUUGCCGGGUGCUCCGGUUUGCUCCCACAUUCCAAAGACGUGCAGGUUUGCAGGUUGAUUGGCUUCUGUAAAUUGUCCCUAGUCUGUAGAAUAGAUAGUGCUAGUAUACGGGGUGAUUGCUGGUCAGUGCGGACUUGAUGGGCCGAAUGGCCUGUUUCCAUGCUGUAUCCAUCUCUAAAGUCUCAUUUCUAAAGAAGUAUAUAAAAUUACGAGAGGCAUAGACAGGGUAGACAGUCUGAACCUUUUCUUCAGGAUGGAAAAAUCAAAUAGCAGAGAGCAUAGUCAAGAUGGGCAACGUUUAAAGGAGAUGUGCGGGGCAGGUAUUGUUACACAGAGGGUGGUGGGUGCCUGGAACACGCUGCCAGGGGUGGUGGAGGCAGAUACGAUAGUGGCGUUUGAAGGUUUUAGAUAGGCACAUGGACAUGCAGCAGAUGGAAGGAUAUGGAUCACGUGCAGGGAGAUAAUGGCUGCUCUUGGCAUCGUAUUGGGCAACCACAUUGCGGGUCGAAGGGCCUGUUCCUGUGCUGUACUGAAACGAUUUUAAAAAAAUAAAAUACACCGUCCUGACUGGGAAAUCUUAACGGCGUUCCCUCACCGUCACUGGGUCAAGAUGCCAGAACUUCCCCCCCACCCACCCCAACAGCACAAGAGGGAGCCCCUCCCCAGGGGGUCUGCAGCUGUUCAAGGAGCCGGCUCACCCUCCAUCCCCCACCCCCGUCACAAGGGCCAAUGCCAUGAGGAAGCAGGAUCCCUCGCCUGCUGUUCACAUCUGUCGGGCACCAAGCCCCCUGCUGAUUCAGGAACGUUUAAUUGCCUUGUGUACCGGCAACGGAACAAUGAAAUGCUGUGGCCUGUAAACACAAUCACACACAGAUCAAUGUGCAAUAAUCAAUAAUACAAUAAAUAAACAAUUGUAAUA